AUCCUUCAUCUCCUUGUAGUAAUAAUAGCAAUUCCUCUUCAUUGAUGAAUGUAUCUCCCCUAAACAAAAGCCCUACAUCUUCCCCUUCAGAUGAACGAUUUCCUUCUUCAACUCGUCAAUCUAUGUUAAUGAAGAAUGGUGAUAAGAGCUUUUCAAGAUAUGCUGAUAAAAGGAAAACCGUUAGGACUUGGUUUAAGAUAUUUUGUCCAUCAAGAGGCCCUAGUCAUGUGCUGACUCAAUUUCAGAGUAGUCCAGAUAAUUUUGCUCUAAUGCAAAGUUGGGGUUGGCGAAGUUCAAGUCUUUGUCAAGAUGAUUAUCUCUUGGAUGUUCGUGAUUAUGACACUUCUGCUUCUGCUAUUUCAAAUUCUAGUUCAUCGACCCUAAAAUUUUCUGUG
Racocetra persica is the source of this 395-nucleotide messenger RNA. The record is from the annotation of a GenBank genome assembly. Lineage: Eukaryota; Fungi; Glomeromycota; Glomeromycetes; Diversisporales; Gigasporaceae.